AACUGUAAAACGAGCCCAAGCUCAAUCCGAGCAGAGCAAAUCCAAGAAAAAAAUCAAGUUAGAGAAUCAAAACAGAAAGAGUCAAGUGGCAGUGAAGAAUUUGCUAGAAUCGUCUAGCAAAUCAUUAACCAGACAAAAAAUAAAAAAAAACCCCUUGGGAUAAUUUAAUUUGUCAUCAAAGACGAACACAACGGCAGAGCAGAGUGCGAUAGUACCAUAUAUAGGAUAUCAGCACAGACUUAGAAAAGCAAAAUCUUGGAGAAAGUGGUGGAAUGGUAGAUGCCAUGGAACAUCGUACUACAGACACAGAGAUGUCUGAAGUGACUGCACCGCCGCCGCCGCUUCAAGUCCCAGAUGACAACAACAACGUGAGAGGGUUGCUCACAUUGGCUCGCCAACUCAUCAGUCAAGGCAAACCUUCUCAAGCUCUUCAGGCGGUGGUAAUGGCAAUGAGAACCAAAGGUGGGGAUCAAGCUGUAUUUCAAUCCUUGCAUCGUGCUCGUGAGUUGUAUUUGAACAGGCUGCAAGAGAACACUGCUGUUGAUCAACUGGCAUCUUUGUUUGCUGAAUGUGCAAUUGCUGAAGCCCAGCCUUUACAAGCUGAACAAACUCCACUUAAUGUAGGCGCCUCAUCAUGUUCAGCUGAAUCCGAUGUUCAUGUACACUCAAUACUUGCCGAAACUGGCAGGACACAAAUAGUGUUGGAUGCAUUCUCGGAUGGGAGCAGUUUCAUAUGCCUACAAUGUGGUGGCCUUGUAAGUAAUCAUCGCAAAGACGAGCAUUAUGCAUACUGGUGUGGCAAACCCUGAAGCACAUGAACGUGGAAUGAGUUUUUGCUCCGUGAUGCAGUGCUUCUCAACAUGCUCAAUUAGGAUGCUACUUUCCUAUAUCUGCUGCAUUGAACUGCACCGUUGCUUUUGAGUCUUCAGCAUUUCAUCUUCUUAUACGCCUGAUGUGGUCAUUGCCAACGAAAACUUUAAAUGCUUGACUUGGGAUAUAGAGGUCCAGUUUUGGUUUAAAAUUGGAGUGGAUUGAAAAGAAAUGCACCCUUGUAAAACUUGUUAUAGAAAGCUUUUACUAUUUAGUGGUUAAAUCAUCAAUUUAAAUGACAACGAUGACUUGUAUCAACAGUGUAUCCUGUAUGUGUAUUUUUGAAGGCAGUUAGGCCUUAUUGUCUCUG
Molecule: messenger RNA, 1180 nt
Organism: Populus nigra (black poplar)
Lineage: Eukaryota; Viridiplantae; Streptophyta; Magnoliopsida; Malpighiales; Salicaceae
Exons: 2
Coding region: 273-809 (178 amino acids)
Source: RefSeq, a predicted model, not a curated record